Cucurbitaria berberidis CBS 394.84 is the source of this 944-nucleotide messenger RNA. RefSeq names its product Phox-like protein. Gene Ontology annotation, biological process: late endosome to Golgi transport; endocytic recycling. Lineage: Eukaryota; Fungi; Ascomycota; Dothideomycetes; Pleosporales; Cucurbitariaceae. The transcript has 4 exons. Gene Ontology annotation, molecular function: phosphatidylinositol-3-phosphate binding. The record is from RefSeq and is a predicted model, not a curated record. Bases 57 to 485 code for a protein of 142 amino acids. Gene Ontology annotation, cellular component: early endosome membrane; retromer complex.
ACCACCUUUCGCGCAACCUUCCCCUGCAAGCUCCAAGCCUCUAGAAGACACCCAAGAUGCAGUCGCUACCAGAUGCGCGAUCGCAGUCCUUCGAGGAGCUCUAUGGCCCUCCGGAGAACUUUCUAGAAAUCGAGGUUCGCAACCCAAUGACACAUGGCGUCGGGCGUGGCAUGUACACGACCUACGAAAUCGUAAUGCGAACCAACAUCCCCGCGUUCAAGCUCAAGUCGUCGUCGGUACGCCGCCGGUACAAUGAAUUCGAGGCCUUUCGCGACAUACUAGAAAGAGAGUCGGCGCGUGUCACAAUACCACCGCUGCCGGGCAAGGUGCUCACGAAUCGCUUCUCCGACGAUGUGAUUGAGCAUCGGAGGGAGGGGCUACAGCGGUUCUUGCAGAUUGUGGUGGGGCAUCCGCUGUUGCAGACGGGCAGCAAGGUGCUCGCGGCGUUCGUACAGGAUCCGAACUGGGACAGGCACGCGUGGUAGGGGGGUUCACAACGACACGCGAACUGGCACCGGCCAACAUGAUUGCACGUCGCUACAAAAUCACAUCGGAUGGUUGAAAACGAGAGAAGGCGAGGGUUCCCUUUGGUUUGCGGCAUUUUCCUGCGUUAUGGAGCGAUAGGGCGUUCUUGUCGAUAAUGUCAUUCUGGGGAUUUGUACGUCCCCGCGGUUCACAGAUACGGAUGAUUGUUCAUAUUUUCAACAUAAUCACAGUGUUCAAAGGCUCUGUUGAGUGUUCGGACACGUCGACUCGACUCUGUGGACUUUAUGCCGUGGCGCGAAGAAUCCCAGCAAUUCAGCACACGCUCAGGAUCGCUUCCAUGCCACCAAAGAUAGACUGAUGCGAGAUGUACGCCACGUUACGUACAAGCCUUGUUAACGGCUUAACAACCGGCUUGAGCCCUUGUUGCUAAGUAUUGCUAAGAUUUGACAUCAUGCGCG